AGAGAAGAGCAAGGAGGAUGAAGAACAAAUUUAAUAGGUUGCAUAGAAAGCUUGAAUGGUUGUGAAAGUUGAAGGAGUUAGGGGAGGAUAUAACAGCUUUACUGGAGGAGGCAAAAAGAGAACGGGCUUUGGUUACUGAAAGAAGAGGGAAAGAAAUGAUUUUCCGGUCAAAGAUUGAGGUUCUUGAAAAGGAAGAGAAGUGCUCCAGGUUCUUUUUUAAGAAGAUAUGUAGUAAAAAGGAAGACGUACAGGAACUACUUAAUGAUAUGGUUAAUAGGAUUAUAUGCAACAAAAAAAUUCAAGAUAUGGAUCUAACGGAUGAAGAAAUUUCAAGACAAAAUUCACAAAGUACUCUGGAUUCUACCUUGGAUAUUAAUACAGAAGAAGAAAUUAUUAUCACAUUCAGCAGCGGUCAAGAUUCGGAAAUCAUUAUUUCAAGCAAUUAUGACAUUGUACAGUGUAUUGUGGAAGAUGAGGGAGAAUAUAUUUUUCCAUUUGCUGAACAAGAUUUUAGUGGUGAUCCCGAACAUACUGCUGCUGCCGAGCAAAUAUCAAAUCUGAAGGAUCGCAUCGAUAACACACGUAAUUCAGUGGAUGAGGAGUUGCAAACAUUAUUAUCAGAAAUGAAAGCAAAAUACACUGCUGAUACACAGGCGAUUGGCUGUUUUCCUGAAAAUCCAAGACGAUCUGAAAAUGAGAAUUACAUAGUUUUCAACGAAACUGAAGAUGAGAAUAGAGUUGGAAGUGUAUAUUGGUGUCAGUGUGGGAACUGCAUACCUAUGAGAACAAAUAUCGAGUCUGUAUGCUGCAAAGAAAUCACAAAUGCAGAACCAUUAAUGGAUAACCUAAAUUGCAAACCGAACAUGAAUUGUUUAAUAUUUUCUGUAACAGAGUAGAAACAGUAACUGUAAACUUAAUAUCUUUUGUUUACACAGAAAAAGAACCAUCCAGAAAGGAUAUGAACAGGUAAUAUAUUUAUUAAAUUAGAUUAAAAAAUGUAUCUACAUAUUAAUUAAUUUUGAUAUUCCAUCAACAUAGGUGUAGAAGGAAAACCGCCUACAGAUCAUUUACUGGGUGGAUACAUGGAUACCUUGGUGCUGGAAAUAGAAAACCUAUUCCUUCAUGUGCUGUCGCAAGUGUAAGAAGAUCUUUCCCAGAUCCAGAUUUACAAUACCUUGGCUUCAAACCACGAAGGGACCAUGCUGCUGAAUUUAUGGCUUUUGAAUAGCUGAAUUAAAUUUAUACCGUUUAAAAAAAGUUUUAUUUAAAUUAAGCAAUUUGAUAUUUAUUUAGUUAUGUUUGAAUUUAUAAUUGACUAUUUUAAAGUCAUAUUUAAAAAAUAUGUUAU
Messenger RNA from Bufo gargarizans (Asiatic toad), 1348 nucleotides. RefSeq lists its product as uncharacterized. Bases 156 to 896 code for a protein of 246 amino acids. The transcript has 5 exons. Lineage: Eukaryota; Metazoa; Chordata; Amphibia; Anura; Bufonidae. The record is from RefSeq and is a predicted model, not a curated record.